Messenger RNA from Somion occarium, 3391 nucleotides. The record is from the annotation of a GenBank genome assembly. Lineage: Eukaryota; Fungi; Basidiomycota; Agaricomycetes; Polyporales; Cerrenaceae.
GUUGCGAUCAAACCCAGUCCUUCCGUAAGGCAGUCGCAAGGCUCCCUCCCUCUCUUGCCCUCGUACUCUCUCCUACGAGUGCAUCUCGUCCCCGUUCUCAACAGCUGCCUCUCCUCAGGUUCUCUUUCUUCAUCGUUGAUAUAUAUCUAACACGCGACCGUGUACAUCAUCCUCACGAACCAGAAACGCGCAGUCCAACCUCAACUUUGCUUACUGUCUUCUGCCCUCCGCUUAGAAUUCUAUUCUUUAGUCUUCUCUCUCGCUGCUCAUAGCGUUUGAGCUAACAGGAUACGAGCUAGUUGAUUCCUUCUCCAGACGCGCGCACGACUUUGACCGUCAAGAUAUUGCUUAUUCUCUCACAUCACCUCCACGCAUCCUUUUUAUCAGUCAAUCAUCCGGACGUCUUCAACAUCAAACUUAUACUUAUCUGGUAUGUGAUCCCGCCUCUAUAUGCAUACCAUAAUUUUAUUGACAGCUUACGUACUGCCAGCUUAAAACGAUGCACGACGCUGUAACGAACUCUUCAACUCCCACGAACUUCUAUUCUCAUAACGCUGACGACCUUAUAACGCAAAAUCAGACCAUGUCAAACACUCUCCAGCCCGGCCAGAGGGAUGUGUUGUCCGCACAAGCGUCUCGUAGAGCGCCCGUUUCGAACAGUAACGGUCGUUGGAGAGUCAAUGCGCUGGGUCAACUCAUUGAUUCCUCUUCCGCCGACUACCUUGUGGACGAGAUCAGCAAGUUGCAGAUCGUCAGCGAAGAGUCCAAUGGACAGAUGCGAACACCACCGCAGUCAAAAGCCGCUGUUGGGGCAGUGAUGACACUGCAUGAGACGAGCCCGCUCGAGACGGCUUCCGAAACGAGUGUUGAGUCUAACUCGCCGAUAGAACACCCUAUCAGCUAUUCAUCUCACUCGCGAGAAUCGUCGGUCGAUACUACAGGUUCUGCUUUAAGCCAAACUUUGCGGGCUGGUCCGUACACGCCGCUCAAAGUCUCCACUGCCGGGGAAAGUCGAAACCGACCUCAUUCGUACAGCGGCGGGCUGUCUGCGGCCGAUCUCAGCCGUCUACAGCAAGCAGGCGGUAGCCCCGGCGCUGAAUCGUGGUCCUCACCGAAUGGUACUCCAGAGAAACAGUCACAGGCUGACCAACCAACAUACCCGUCUCUUUCCGGCCAAAAUGGAUAUGCUUCACGUUCACAGGAACUUCUUUCGCAGCCACAAAUGAUGUCAUCAGCACAAGGUUCUCAUGAUGAUCUGCAAGCUGAGUAUCAGCAACGUCGACUAAGUAAUUCGAUGGUAGGACAGGGCCCUGGUACGACACCUCAGUACGCCACGACUCACAACAGAGCUGGAGGACAGGCGUAUCGGUCCUCGCGUGGUUAUAAUCCUUCCGCCCAAGCUCCACCUGUAGUCCCAAGCCCGACGAACUUUGCCUAUCCUACUCCCAUGCAGCCAGCACCCCUCUCGUUGAAUAAUAACCAACAGCAACUGUACGAUAUGAUGAUCCCUACCCCUCCACUUGAUAAUCCUGUUAUGGCGCGUUUGCAACAACAGGCAUAUCGAGGCGGUCACCAACACUCUGCAUCGGACCCUGCGUCUCUUCGUGAUCCCGCCACGUUGGCUUUGAUCAACAGUAGUAUGCAAGCUGCAUUUGCGAACCAGAUGUACCCUGGUGCUAUGGCUCCUCCGGCAUUGUUUCCAAACCAGUUCUAUGGUGCCCCACAGGACGCGUAUGGCCCCGAGCUUGCCAUGAUGGCACGUCUUCAAGCUCAAUACAAUAGCGUGUAUGCUGUACCUCUUCCAUCUGGAGGUGCGGUCCCCCUUGGGGGUGCGGCUGCCAAUGGAAGCGUUUCCUCUUCCGGAGGCACCGGAAAUGGACCCAGCGCGACGAAUCGCAAACUUGGCCUUUACAAGACUGAGCUGUGUCGCAGCUGGGAGGAGAAAGGCAGUUGCCGCUAUGGUAGCAAAUGUCAGUUUGCACACGGAGAGGAGGAAUUGCGAAAAGUGCAGCGCCAUCCCAAGUACAAGACCGAGAUUUGUCGAACCUUCUGGGUUUCGGGCUCAUGUCCGUAUGGGAAGCGAUGCUGCUUCAUUCACACCGAGCUUCCUGCAAAUGGCGUCGCGCCAGGGGCUGAUGGCGCUCCUCCUCCUCCUGUUGUCAACCCAGAUGGUCGGGCGCGAUCAGCGAGCACGAACAGCGAUCCCACCGAGGGAUCGACUUCAUUGCUGGCUAGGAUCAAGCGUGGACAGGAUGUGCCUGCUAACUCCAGCACCAGCACAACUCCGUCUUCUGGUCCCACUCGCCCUGGUUCGCUGAGAGUUGACACAUCUGUCAUCGACGGUACUAGUGGCGCCAAGCAGAACAAGUCGGCCUUCCCUAGCUUCACUCACAAUGGUAUCUUGAUGCCUACCACCGAUGAUGGUCCGUCGAUGUCACCGGGACCGGUCACCGCUGCUCCGGACUUUGGGCGUCAUACAGCUGCUAGAAUCGACAUUGUGGGUACACAGCGACUCUCCAAGACGCCUACCGGUAAUCCCAACCUUCGCCACUCUUUCAGCGGUAGCGAUCAACUAGAUUUCAGUAGCGUUACGACGCCUACUGCCUCUUCGAACCAAUACUCGCUGUCCCCUCCGGAGCCCUUGAGGGGUUCUCGUAUCAAUGGUCAUGUGCGGUCCGGCAGUGCAGGAAACUGGGGUGCUGCAACUCGGAGCAGCCAUUUGACGGCUUAUCCUCUCUCCUCCAUCCCAGGUGGCGAGUCAAAAGUGAACUCCCCAUGGGCGGAGUACAAUUCUGGGUCCCGUGCGACCGAGAAAAACUGGGUCUAAGAGCGACAAGAGGUGUUUGCUAACCCAGGGAUGCUCGAAUAGUUAGGUAUUGUUCUUUAUUCUUGUGCUUGUGUUUGUAUCAAUGGACGUGCGUAAAAGUGCGACGUACAUAUCCACUCAUCGUACAUAUCCCCGCCUCUCUCUUUGUAUGCUUCUACUUGCCUCCGCCGAGCGCGAGACUCAAACAUGUCUUGGUCUUUUUCUUUUCUUUUCUUCAACCUACCCCCUCAUGUGCAUACUAUUCCCCCUUUCAUGCAUUGCUUUCCCUUGUGUUUUCUUGUGCUUCCGCCUCUGAUCAUUGCUGCCUCGUCCUUUUGCUCGUCUUGUCGAACCAAGCUUGACUUAUUCUCCAGACAUAGGAUAAUAUAUCUCUCCGCUCCCUCGUCAAUAUGUUUAUUUUAUGUCAAUACAAUUAUCGUUCAUUUGUCGUUGAGUCAGUCAUGGUAUGAGUAUGAUAGCUGAUACUUGUGUGUCGAUUCCGUGAACAUGAGGAGCUACAUUACAGAACGUUACAUUGGGUAUCCCGUCGCAAGAUACUCUAAAGCGCAAUGUGUACAAUCGUCA